UCUUCUCAACCACUAAUAACAAUUGCAUCUGUUCCCGUGGUAAUUCUACCAUUGUCUAGCCAACAAAAUGGUAUGUGUAUGUGAUGAAUGUCAAUUAGUUUGUUUGAUUUCAUUAGUCUUUUGUGUUUUUGUUAAUGUCUUUCCUUAUAUGUCGCCUUUGGAAUUCUUGUUUAUUACAGUUACGUCUCAGGCAUGAAUGUAAGUCGAAGUAUAUUACUAAAGUCAACGAGAAGCUUACCGAACUUCAAAGGUCUGAAAUUCAGAAAACACCUUUUAAAUGGUUAUUGAGUUUGCCUAAGAAAUUAAAAAUAUCUGAAAAUUUGCUUGAAGAAUUGGUGGAAAGAUGGGAUGAUAGGAGUGGGGGGUUUGCUAUACAAGGUCGGAUAAUACGGUUUACACCUUUAGAUGUAUGUUUUGCAUUAGGACUUCGUAUAAUAGGUGAAAAGGUGAACUUCAAAAAUGACCCUACAUCCACUACGAAAGCAAUGUUUGAUAAUGAAGUCAUCAAUGUAAAAACAAUUUAUGCUAAAAUUAUUAAUAUGGAAGGAGACGAAGAUCUUGAGAAGUUUUGCCGACUUUAUUUACUUCUUGGUUUUGCCGAGUUCUACUUUCCAAAUUCAAGUGUUAAGGUUAGUGGUUGGUGCCUAAAAAUGUUAGACGACUUGAACUGCCUUGGGAGAUACAAUUGGGGUGUCGCUGUUUAUGAAACUCUUGCUUGCAGUUUAAAUCGAGUAGCGCCUCUUUUUUGUGAUGGAAAAAAUUCUUCACGGUUACAGAUUAAGGGAUGCGCUCUUGUAUUACAGGUAUGGGCUCUAGAGCAUGUACUAGGAUACGAACGAAGUUAUCAUGAUUCUCCAUUGACGUUUCCACGAUUUAUGAAGGCGCGUGGUGUUAGUUUGGUUGGCAAAAAUAUAUCACACUUGCUUGAUAAUUAUUUGGUUAUUGAAGAGUUAAGUGCAACUAAAGAAGAGGUUGCAAAUGAAGUUGUGAGGGAGGCGUUAGAUCGAGCGCCAAGUGGAUAUAUUAAAUGGAGACCAGAUCCUAUUAUUAGUCAGUUAAUUGUUAACAAUCGCCUGUUGGGUGAAGCAAACAAAGGACUUUCCGCAAGGAUAUCUCUUCUUGAAUCGGAAACUAGAGAGAUGAAGAAGUUAUACGGUAGUGCACAAUCUAGUUAUGUGGACGAAGGUGUCUUCAAUGAUGAAGGUGUCCAUGAGGACGUCUCCAUGGAUGAGAUUGAAAGAGUUAUUGAAAGAGAGGUGGCAAAUGUAUCAUAUUGUGAACCACAGCCUGCAUCAAAUCUCUUAACUAGAAUUAAGGACAAGCCAAGAAACCGUGUAAAAAGUAGGGUUCUGCUUUCCCCAUGGGUGAAGGAUGGACGCAUCAAGAAGAAGAUUUAAAUUAGUGUAGUGUUUUGAUAUGAUUGCAAUGUAGAUGUUUUUUGAUGCUAUUUUUUAUUUAGUAGGACAAUGUCGCACCUAUAAUAUUAAUGGAAACACCAUAUGUUGUUAGUUAU
Medicago truncatula (barrel medic) is the source of this 1513-nucleotide messenger RNA. RefSeq lists its product as uncharacterized. The transcript is spliced from 3 exons. The record is from RefSeq and is a predicted model, not a curated record. Gene Ontology annotation, biological process: meristem maintenance; meristem development. NCBI's taxonomy places the organism in Eukaryota, Viridiplantae, Streptophyta, Magnoliopsida, Fabales, Fabaceae. Bases 135 to 1397 code for a protein of 420 amino acids.